GAUCGUUCUCUUACCAUCUCCAAGACUAGAUUUGUUAGCAAGGCAGCAAUGGCGGUUUACCCGAUUAUCCUUCCCUCCAUUUUCACCUGUUUCUUCUUCUUUUUCUUCUCUCUCGCGUCCCAAGAUCAACUAAAUGAUGACAACCGCAAUCUCUUGAUCCGUGAACUGGAUGACGCCAAGCUAGACCUCUCUCGUUUGGAAUCUGUUAUCGAUGAAACAAUUGAAAGGAUCGAUGCUAAAACCCUUAUUCUCAAAGAACGCGAGAAGCUUCUCGAGGACAUGGAAAACAAGAUCGCUUAUCUUCAGUCUGUUCUGUCCAGUCUUAAGGAUGAGUCAUUACUUGCUGAUGAAAGGCUUAAGGCUUUACAAAAGGAGGUACGUUUGCUUUGGGAUGUUUCGAGAAAUAACAACUUUGAACUUCAUGUUUUGGAAUUGAAAGCACAAGACGCUGAGGAUAGGCUCAAAGUUGUUACCUCAAAAGUUGAGAAGACAGCAGAAGUUGUUACAGAACAAUGGAUUCAGAUUCAACAUCUUGAGCAAGCACAUCAAAUUGCACAAAUUAGGGCAUUGCAAUAUCAAAGGAAAAGGUAUAUGAGAUGCACAUUCUUGAAGUUCAUUAGCGACCUUUCUGAAAUACAUCUUCCAAAGAUGUUUGGGGCAUUGGAACAUUAUUCAUUUGGACUAGGGUCUACCAUGAAAUAUUACAUGUCUCAAGCUCUUCCACAAUUGAGAAGACUUUACUCAGCAACUAAAAAGUAUCACCAUGAGCUGCAAGGUUUCAUCAAACAAGAAAUGCGAAGAAACGAAUUCACUGCAACCUUUGCCAACGAUGAACUUGUAUUCUUUCUGGCAUCUGCUUUGAUUACCUUCCCUGUACUGAGUGCUUGGAUGGCGCUGUCAUCACGGCAAAACUAGAUCGAGGAAAUCUUCCAUUCAAUAGUAGUGGCUAACCCUGAAAUUGUGAAAAUCAUCCCAGCUUGUUGCCAGUUUAUGUUCUCUACUGUCAUUUGGAAUUUAGGAUCAGGUUUUGCAACUAAUAGGUGAAAGAUUAGUCGGCAGAUGCACACCCUCCCUUACCGGGUUGGUGUAUAAUACUCGUAUCAACGGUUGCCAACGACAUGAAUUGGGUUCCGGAUUAAUACAUUUCGAUAUCUAAGAUUUUU
Messenger RNA from Hibiscus syriacus, 1163 nucleotides. RefSeq lists its product as uncharacterized. Bases 49 to 915 code for a protein of 288 amino acids. The record is from RefSeq and is a predicted model, not a curated record. NCBI's taxonomy places the organism in Eukaryota, Viridiplantae, Streptophyta, Magnoliopsida, Malvales, Malvaceae. The transcript has 9 exons.